Messenger RNA from Aethalodelphis obliquidens (Pacific white-sided dolphin), 4043 nucleotides. It is a transcript of the gene DAO, whose product is annotated as D-amino acid oxidase. The record is from RefSeq and is a predicted model, not a curated record. Bases 1594 to 2697 code for a protein of 367 amino acids. The transcript has 10 exons. Lineage: Eukaryota; Metazoa; Chordata; Mammalia; Artiodactyla; Delphinidae. Gene Ontology annotation, cellular component: cytoplasm. Gene Ontology annotation, molecular function: FAD binding; D-amino-acid oxidase activity. Gene Ontology annotation, biological process: D-alanine catabolic process; D-serine catabolic process; L-proline catabolic process.
CAGGAGAGGCCACAACAGUGAGAGGCCUGCGUACCACAAAAAAAGAAAAAAAGUGGUCAAAUUUCCAGAGGAUAUGCAGAGACAGAAAGCCCAGAGAAGGGAAGUAACUUGGCUAAGGUCACACAGCAAGCCGGCAGUGAAGCCAGGUCUGACUCUCCCUCCUUCCUCUCCCCUCCUCCACAGCCAGUGUUUUUCCCAUUGUUAUUUUCAAGGUGCUAGGGGACAUAAGGAGGCCACCACAGACUGAGGCCAGGCCCUGUACCAGGAACUUUGACCAGGCUAGUCAUUUAACCUUCAGGCUGACCCCAUGAGAUGGGGUUAACCCUAUUUCACAGCUGAGGAGAUUGCAUCUCCUGAGGCAAAGGAUGGGGGAGGAGGCGAGGGGUCUCUGAGAGGGUCCCCCUGCAACUAAGCCCAGGCUCAAGUCUGGAAGCAGAAUCACCCAGAGGAACGAGGCUUUUCCGCUUUUUGGUUUUAUCUCCAACUUGGCUGCUGAAACCCCAACAGAGUCCAGUUCUUGUGGGCUGGAGCCAUUUUCCCCUUUACAAAACUAGGACAUAUUGAGAAUGUCCUGCCGUUCAGGGCCAUGGGCCGCAGUUGCCAGGAGGCGAGGUCUGUGGGAGGAGAGCUGUGAGCAGAGAGGAGGGAAAGUUGAAUUUGGCCCUUCCGGGCACAAAAAGUCCCCUUGUUCUGCCUUAGCAGGAGCCUGCACAAUAUUUCCCUGCUGUGCAGUCCCAAGCAGCUUCAAGGUCAAAAGCUGGUAGGUCUUCUAAACUUCUGAGGACCCAGCCAGCCAAGCACCCCAAGGCAGGCCUGGAGGGGAUGUGCCAAAGAUCUGAGCUCUGAGGCCAGACAUUGCAUCUGACUGGCUCACAGCUGCAUCCACUAGCGGCCAGCUUAGCGCACACUAGGUGUGCAGUGUGUAUCAAGUUUACCUGAAUUAAAAUUAAAUCCUGGCAGCACCAUUUACUGGCUGUGUGACUUCAGGUUAGUUACUCCACCUCUCUGAGCCUUCGUUUCCUCAUCUGUAGAAUGGGGCCAAUAACACCAGCCCCUACUUUCUAAGAAUGUGAGAGACUUAGACGAAAUGACACUUGGGAAGCGCUUAGUGCAGGGACUGGCACACUGUAGGUACUCCGCAAAUGUCAGGAAGUCACUUCUUCUGCACUAGACACUGUGUUAAGCCUUUUACAUUUGCCAUCUUGUGGAAAACUCCCAUCUACUCUCCGGGGCAUGAGUUAUUUUUCUCAUUUUCCAGAAGAAGAAUUUGAGGCUUGAGAAGCAUCUUGGCCAAAGUCAUGGCCAGCAGGGAGCAGAGCUGAGAUCUGAGAUUUGAAGCCCAUUUUCCUAACCAUUAGACUAACCAGACUACAGCUGGCCAGGCACGCUGCUGGGCCUUUUUUUUUCCCCCAGCCUGGGGACAGGGUAUUCGAGGAGAGUCCCCAGAGAAAGCUGCAUCACUUACUGGCUGUGUGACCUUAGGCAAGUUGCUUUGCCUCUCUGUGCCUCAAUUUUCCCAUGUGUAAGGGCCACUGAGGGAAUCAAGUAUAAAAAGGGCUGGGCGGUGUCUGGCAUCUUCUAAGCCGUCAGUGGAUGGUAGCGAUGGUGGUGGUGGCAUGCCUCAACCCUGACUUCCCCCCGCAGGCUGGCACGAUGCGCGUGGUAGUGAUCGGAGCGGGCGUCAUCGGGCUGUCCACCGCCCUCUGCAUCCAUGAGCGCUACCACUCGGUCCUGCAGUCGCUGGACGUGAAGGUCUACGCAGAACGCUUCACCCCGCUCACCAACACUGAUGUGGCUGCCGGCCUCUGGCAGCCCUACCUCUCCGAGCCCAGCAACCCACAGGAGGCGCGCUGGAACCAGCAGACCUUCAACUAUCUCCUGAGCCACAUCGGUUCUCCCAACGCUGCAGACAUGGGCCUGGCCCCAGUCUCAGGCUACAACCUCUUCCGUGAAGCCGUUCCGGACCCUUACUGGAAGGAUGUAGUUCUGGGAUUUCGGAAGCUGACUCCGAGAGAGCUGGACAUGUUUCCUGAUUACAGCUAUGGCUGGUUCAACACAAGCCUGAUUCUGGAGGGAAGGAAGUAUCUGCAGUGGCUGACCGAAAGGUUAACUGAGAGAGGAGUGAAAUUCCUCCUAAGGAAGGUGGAGUCUUUUGAGGAGGUGGCAAGAGGAGACGCUGAUGUGAUUAUCAACUGCACUGGGGUGUGGGCUGGGGCUUUGCAACCAGAUCCCCUGCUGCAGCCAGGCCGGGGGCAGACCAUUAAGGUGGAUGCCCCAUGGAUGAAGCACUUCAUUAUCACCCACGACCCAGAGAGAGGCAUCUAUAAGUCCCCGUACAUCAUCCCAGGGAUCCAGGCAGUGACUCUUGGAGGCAUCUUCCAGCUGGGGAACUGGAGUGAGACAAACAAUAUCCAGGACCACAACACCAUUUGGGAAGGCUGCUGCAGACUGGAGCCCACACUGAAGGUUGCAAAAAUUGUUAGUGAAUGCACUGGCUUCCGGCCAGUACGCCCCCAGGUUCGACUAGAAAGAGAACAGCUUCAUGUUGGAUCUUCAAACACAGAGGUCAUCCACAACUAUGGCCACGGAGGCUAUGGGCUCACCAUCCACUGGGGCUGUGCCCUGGAGGUGGCCAAGAUCUUUGGGAAAAUCCUGGAAGAAAGGAAUUUGCUCAGGAUGCCACCAUCCCACCUCUGAAGAUGCCAGUGACCUCCGCCUCCCCCACAAAAACUCCCUGCUCCCCUCAGCCAACUAAUCAUCGCACCCAUCGUUAACCCCCCACGCCACCUGACUCCUUUUUGCAAGAAGCACAAGGUGAGAGGAAACCACGGGGUCAAUUCCUGAAGGAGAGUCCUGUUAUCCCAUGAGUCCUCAGAGGAAGGAAAGCUCAGAAUAUCCAAGUGGCGAAGGAGCUCUGAGCGAGGGAGAGUGUGAGGGAGCCCCGAGUGAGGGAGGUCUGGGUGAUGGAGGCUGUUGCAACCUUGGUUCCCUAAGGCCACAGAAUGCACUUGACGUGACUGGUAUCAGAUUUCAUUGCAGGAAUUUAUACAUAGAACUGGGGUAUAGAGAAGACAGAAGAGGAGAGCCAUUGAACUAGCAACAUGGGAUGCCUGUUCCACAUCCAGCACUCCUAAUGGCUUCAGCGGCCCCACGGGCACUAUGUAACCCUUGAGGAGGACCCCUUGAGGGUCGUCCCCAAAGGAACCCCUUUAUAGAUAACUAAACUCACCAAGCAGAUUGAACGUGUCCCUUACCUUCCGGCUAGCACACUCUGGGGUAGCAAACAGGCUUCCAGAUGUUUCUGAGAGCUUUGAAGGAGCCCAGAUGGCACCUUAGCAUCUUCAUCCCUAAUUACCUGCCUCAGCCUCUGAGGUGAAUUUUUAUCUCUCCGGGGCUUUGGUAAAAACCAGAGCCUAGUAUUCCUCAUGCAUCUGGGACCAGUGACACCCUAUGUGCUGUGAGGGGGUCUUGAUGGGCCCGUGCCAUCUAUAUCCAUGUCAUUUCACCUGAUGGGCUCUUCAUGGAGCAUAUGCCAUGAAGAUUUUGGCUGGCCCUAAGCUAAGCAGGGUAUGAGAGCCAAGAUCUUAGAAUUCCUGCCCUAAUAAUAAUAACAAUUAUUAUUUUUAUUACAGUUAUAAUUUUUUGCAUUCUAACGGGCUACUGGUGCUCAACUCUUACAAACAUUAUGCAUUUAUUCCUUACAACCUACCCCCACCCACCCCGGAAGUAUCUAUUAUUCCCAUUUCGUAGAUGAGAAGACCAAGGCACAGAGAGGCAAUACAAGGCCAGCAGCUGGGAAGGGGUAGAAUGGAGAUUCAGGGCCAGAAAUUAUGUGGUUCCAGUGGCUCACUUUCAACCACCAUGAAACACUGAAUCCCAGGUUGGGGGGAAAUACAUAGUUACGAAGGAAUCGGUUGGCCUCCUCCCCAACUACUGCAAACACACUGUAAAGGAACCAGGUCUCUCCUCCUCACAGCCACAUUUGGGCCAAGAUCAGGGGACUCUCACCAGAUUGGAGUCAGGGACACUUCCUGGUGCUUGGA